This is a messenger RNA of Fonsecaea nubica, 780 nucleotides long. RefSeq lists its product as hypothetical. The record is from RefSeq and is a predicted model, not a curated record. The coding region runs from base 1 to 780 and encodes 259 amino acids. The transcript has 2 exons. NCBI's taxonomy places the organism in Eukaryota, Fungi, Ascomycota, Eurotiomycetes, Chaetothyriales, Herpotrichiellaceae.
AUGAACGUCGACGGCAAGGUCUUUGCAGUGACGGGGGCAGGCUCAGGGAUGGGAGCCGCCAUCGUGCACCUUCUGGCUCGACGGGGUGCGCGUGCAGUGGCCGCCAGCGACAUCUCGGCGAAGGGGCUCGAGACCCUCAAAAGCUCUGUCGCUCAACUCAAUCUAGGCACUGAAAUUCACACGACGGUCUUGGACGUAACAUCGUCAGAUGCUGUAGAGAACUGGAUCCAGGACACAGUCGCCACCUUCGGGGAUCUUCAUGGUGCAGUCAAUUCGGCAGGACUGGCACAGACAAUUGGCGCUCGUCAGUCACCGGCCAUCCUGGAAGAGGCAGACGCGUCGUGGAAGCGGGUCUGGGGAGUCAAUCUCGACGGCGUUUUCUAUUGCACACGUGCUCAGAUUCGCGCGAUGAAGGCGCUCGGAAAACCCAAAAGCGACCGUGCCAUUGUGAAUAUCGCCAGCAUGGCUUCACUGAAGCAUGAUCCCGACGUCUAUGCAUACCGGUCCUCCAAAGCCGCCAAUGCCCAUUUCACGCAGAGUGUGGCGAAGGACGUCUCAAAAUUUGGGAUCAGAGUCAAUGCCGUAUCUCCUGGGUCGACCGCAACCCCCAUGUUGCGGGAGUUUACUGGCGGUAAAGACGCCCAACUGGACGACUGGAAAAGCCGAGGGUGGGAGGUCAUCGAGCCGGACGAUGUCGCUCGCGUGGUGGUCUGGCUCCUGAGUGAGGACUCGAGAUCUGUGUUUGGAGCCAACAUCAAUAUUGGCGCUGCUUUACCCUAG